Messenger RNA from Lathyrus oleraceus (garden pea), 818 nucleotides. RefSeq names its product CASP-like protein 4D1. NCBI's taxonomy places the organism in Eukaryota, Viridiplantae, Streptophyta, Magnoliopsida, Fabales, Fabaceae. The transcript is spliced from 3 exons. The record is from RefSeq and is a predicted model, not a curated record. Bases 53 to 601 code for a protein of 182 amino acids.
UUUCAUAGAAACAAAGUUUAUAUUUUAAAGCUAAGAAUUAAAAGGUUUUGAGAUGGAGAAUAACACAAAAACUAUAACUACUACUACUACAGCUAGUACACCCUCAAGCUCAACACUUUCAAGAACUGUUGUUCUAGUUUUGAGGGUGUUAACCUUUGUGUUCCUUCUCAUUGCUCUCAUAGUUAUUGUUUUAACAAAGGAAACUUCAGAGACAAGUGAUGGAGAAUCAGAAAUCAAGUUCAAAGAUAUUCAUGCUUAUAGAUACAUGAUCUCAACAAUAGUAAUUGGAUUUGCAUACAAUCUUCUGCAAAUGGCCCUUUCAAUUUUCACUCUGGUAUCUGGAAGUCGUGUGUUAAAUGGUGAUGGAGGCUAUAUGUUUGACUUUUUUGGUGAUAAGAUUAUGUCAUACUUCCUACUUUCCGGUUCAGCAGCUGGAUUUGGUGCCUCAGAAGAUUUGCAUAGAUUCUUCAAAGCAGCAGAACUUCCCUUAAACUCAUUCUUUGGAAAGGCUAAUGCCUCAGCUAGUCUUCUUCUAUUUGGAUUUAUAACCACAGCCAUAGCAUCAAUUUUCACUUCAUUUGCUUUGCCAAAGAAAGCUUAGCUUCAUGCACAAAAUGCUCUAUAUGUCUCCUAGAUCACUAUUCUCUUUUACCUUCUCUAGUUUGGUUUAGUAUAUUAAGUUUCUUUGUUGUUCAAUCAGUUAUAUAUGUUUUGUAAUAUCUUCCUUCUUUUCAUUUUAAAAUUUAUUGUCUAAGGAUUGUAGUUGUUUUGAUGUUUUUAUAAAUAAAAUGGAUGAAUUCCUCUUUGUUUUGGUUCAA